This is a messenger RNA of Lates calcarifer (barramundi perch), 3321 nucleotides long. It is a transcript of the gene nck2a, whose product is annotated as NCK adaptor protein 2a. Gene Ontology annotation, biological process: positive regulation of translation in response to endoplasmic reticulum stress; negative regulation of PERK-mediated unfolded protein response; negative regulation of endoplasmic reticulum stress-induced eIF2 alpha phosphorylation. NCBI's taxonomy places the organism in Eukaryota, Metazoa, Chordata, Actinopteri, Centropomidae. Bases 256 to 1449 code for a protein of 397 amino acids. The record is from RefSeq and is a predicted model, not a curated record. The transcript is spliced from 4 exons. Gene Ontology annotation, molecular function: protein binding.
UGAACGGAGUGAUUGAGGUGGAGGCAGCCAGCCUGCGACAGAAAAACAUUCGAGGAUAGGUCGAGCAGUACAUGGUCAGCCCGUGAUUUAAAAAGAAAGAAAUAGGGAAACCCAAGAAUAUGUGGAUUUAAACGUCAUUUUUUGGUCGCUUUAGUCACUUACUGUUUGCUACACAGGUUUUCAUUUAGGCGUGUUGAGUGUGUCGCCCUUUGCCCAUUCUCACUGGAGUGAACACUAAGGGGGACUCCAUGAAAGAUGACAGAGGAGGUGAUUGUUGUAGCCAAGUGGGACUACACGGCCCAGCAGGACCAGGAACUUGACAUCCAUAAAAAUGAGCGUCUCUUCCUCCUGGACGACUCAAAGACCUGGUGGCGUGUUCGCAAUGCUGCCAACCAAACGGGGUAUGUGCCAUCGAAUUACGUCGAACGCAAGAACAGCCUGAAGAAAGGCUCGCUGGUGAAGAACAUCAAAGACACACUGGGUUUGGGAAAAACUAAGAGGAAGACAAGUGCCCGUGAUGCGUCCCCAACACCAAGCUCAGACACAGAGUACCCCUCCAAUGGCAGCGGGGGUGGAGGUGUGGGAGGAGGAGCUGCUGAGAGAAUCUACGACCUCAACAUCCCUGCUGUGGUCAAGUUUGCCUACAUGGCAGAGAGGGAUGAUGAGCUGACCCUGGUCAAGGGCUCCAGGGUCAUUGUGAUGGAGAAGUGUAGCGACGGCUGGUGGCGGGGCAGCCAGGCAGGCCGUGUGGGCUGGUUUCCCUCCAAUUACGUCCAGGAGGAGCUCGGAGGAGCAGAUGACAGAGGAGAGGGGGAUUCCUCACGGGGUUAUGGAGGCUCUCAAGGGACUUUGUUGGCCAAUGGGCGCGCAGGCGGCCGUGGUGGAGUGCUCCAUUUGGUUCAAACCCUCUACCCCUUCAGCUCUGUAACAGAAGAGGAGCUGAACUUUGAGAAGGGAGAGGUCAUGGAGGUGGUGGAGAAGCCUGAAAACGACCCAGAGUGGUGGAGGUGUAAGAACUCACGUGGCAUGGUGGGCCUGGUGCCCAAAAACUAUGUGAUGGUGUUGGAUGAGCGGCCUGGCCUGCCCUCCUCUACGUCGGGCUCCCCGCAGAACCGCUUUGUGGUACCGGCACGCUCAGGGAAGUUCGCUGGGAGGGACUGGUACUACGGCAACAUCACAAGACACCAGGCUGAGUGUAUACUCAAUGAGAAAGGAGAGGAGGGUGACUUCCUCAUACGAGACAGCGAGUCAUCGCCCAGUGAUUUCUCAGUGUCCCUGAAGGCAGUGGGUAAGAAUAAGCACUUUAAAGUGCAGCUGUCAGAUGGAGUGUACUGUAUCGGCCAGCGCAGGUUCAACUCCAUGGAGGAACUAGUGGAGCAUUACAAGAAAGCCCCCAUCUUUACCAGCGAACAUGGAGAGAAGCUGUACCUGGUCAAAGCGCUGCUGUGAUUCACACAUCCUCACACCUACACUGGAUCUCACACACACACACACACACACACACACACACACACAAUACUAACGCCACUCCUUAACUGUCUUAACUCAAGCCUUAGCUCUGAACCCUCUCUCUGCAGUGUCUGUACCACAUCCAGAUGCUCAAUCACUCCUCUUAAGUUUUAUCUGUCAUCUUCUAGCGGCGACCAGGUCAAACACUUUCUAGCUCUACAACCGAGCAGUCAACCCCAUGACUGUGCACUAUGACAGCGCAUACCCAGCCACUUCCUUCAUGUGCAGCACAGUGCAUAAUGAGCCUCUCUAUUCUGGAUGUGCUAAUGUGCAGUGACCACACUUGCUGCUAACAGAACGCCUGAGGCCUUGUUGGGGGUCAAGCUCUCCUCCUGAUGUCAUACAUAAUGCCCACUUACUACCACGCAUAUUGUAGGUUACACCAUUGCUCUUAAUCCGCACAGAGGAACAGACAUGUAACAGUUUAAAGAAGACUCAAACUUCUGAGGGACCUUAGUCUGGUGUUGUCCUGUCAAAUUGCUAGCCAUUGUUUUAUUUUGUUCAUUUGUUGUUGUUUUAAAUACCUGUUCCUGAGUUGACUUUUUGUUAAUUUAGAGUUAAUUUAAAUUCCUCUCUGGAGGUUUGAAUCAUUGCUCUUUCAAACAGUGACUUCACAAAGUGACCAGAAUCACUCUCUUGCCUUUUACUCUCCUCUACUUUAAUUUUCACCAUUCCUCUACAUGAUUUCUCUCCCCCAUUUGAAUUUGUGUCUGCUGUGAGUUUUUCAGAUUCCCCCUUGUUUCUGUCUCCACAGACCCAGUCAUUAUUAGUGAUGUUAUUGAAAAAUCUGGAUACAGUACUUUCUGUAAUACUUCAAAAAGGCAGUGGGGGGUGGGGGAGUGUUGAUGCAAUAGGGGAGAACUCUGAAUUCCUGUGGAGUUUGAAUGUUUAUCAAUGUAACCAAAUGUGCCACCCUGUACCCAUACUACUGGCUCCAGGUCUGCACCGCACUCUCACCAUACUUGGCAUUCAUUCAUAGCUCUAUGCUCAUGCUUUAUAUUAUGAACAUGUUCUCCAGGAUGUGUCUGUAUGUACAUGAGGAUACUGACUGAGGAAUAAUAAAAAACCUCUUUGGCAACACUUUUGAAAAAAUACACUUGGUCUGCUCCAGCUCCUGUGAAUGAACGCAGUUAGAAAAAGUACUUCUCCAGGUGUAGUAUUUGUCAAAGAUAAUUAUAUCUUGUGAUUACAGAGAAUUUUGUCUUUUACACAAAAAAUCUAUACAAUUUAGUGAUUGACUAGGACCCCAAAAGUACUAGGGAACUAGGGAACUAGGGAACUCUACAUUUAUGAAUCACACAUUUAAAAAUACUAGUUAUUAGUUUAUGAAGCCAGUCCAGCAACGCCUAUUGGCCGUUUGCUUAACCCCUCUUCUGAACAGCAACUGUCCAGCUGUAGCUGGGCUUGAAACUAGGCACAGCAGGUGCAUAGCAGUCGUAACUGAGGGAUGUGGGGCUUAACGGACGGUCAGUUCCUAAAAACUGUCAUCUUUCACUGUCAAGAAACCAAAUAUACCGUCUGGUUUAUAAUGAAAAUGAUUCUAGUCCUACCAAACAUUGUCCUGUUUAUUUUCUUUUGCUAUGUGCAUUUGUUUACCAAUGGAAGUGUUGAUCAUGGGGUCCUCAGCUUUUAUAUAUAUCUGAAUGUUAUUGAGCAUUGUUAUUUAAUUCUUGUCUCCACUGUAUGUAUAUAUUCAAAAUAAGAUGAGGUGCAUAUAUGAAUCGUUAAGAUCCAACUAUGGUACUGUAUCACCGACAACGUGAUGAGAAUUGAAACACUUUUGUUCAAUAAAAAUUUUUGAAGAAUACUAAA